This is a messenger RNA of Toxotes jaculatrix (banded archerfish), 1844 nucleotides long. Its product is annotated as zinc finger and SCAN domain-containing protein 32. The transcript has 2 exons. NCBI's taxonomy places the organism in Eukaryota, Metazoa, Chordata, Actinopteri, Toxotidae. The coding region runs from base 176 to 1366 and encodes 396 amino acids. Gene Ontology annotation, biological process: regulation of transcription by RNA polymerase II. Gene Ontology annotation, molecular function: RNA polymerase II cis-regulatory region sequence-specific DNA binding; DNA-binding transcription factor activity, RNA polymerase II-specific. The record is from RefSeq and is a predicted model, not a curated record.
UGUUGCUAUUGUAUUACACUUCCAUGUUUUUCGCCUCAAACUGCAACGGUAAACCACAAACGUCGAAACUGUAACUGCCGUGUGAUUCCUCCCCACAUACAAAGUUAGUGUAACGUCUGCCCGCGUCGCUACAGCCAGCGGAGGUGCCGAAGCGGCGGGUGGGGGGGGGGCAAACAUGGCCAACUGUGUGGCUUUCCAGACCAAGUUAACCUCGAUCAUGGAGAUGCUAACUAAAGCGGCCGUGGUAGAAAUCAGCAGACUGUGGGAGGACGGCUUCGCUCUCGUCCAGGUCGAGCUUCGCCGGAGGGAGAGCGAAAUUGAAGCCCUGAACACAAAGUUGAUGCUGAUGGAAAACGAGCGGCUGUCGGUCCUGUCUCAAGCUCAGACUCCAAAUCUGUCCUCAUCGUCUUCUUCCAAGAGAGAGCAACAGAACAAGCUGCUGCCGCCCACCGGUGAUGGGCCCAUUAUAGACUCAGUUCAGACACUGUGUUCUGAUGCGAGCAUCAGCGAGAAGGUGGACAGCUCAGCGAAUCCCACAACACCUCCACCCACUCAGACAGAAGAGAAGCAGUGUGAGCAGCUCAAGUCUGACCAUUGUGAAAGUGACAGCAUAGAUGAUGAAGACUUAAUAGUCAAGCUGGAGGACGAGGACGACGUCCAGAUUGUGGAGCAGAUAGUGGACUCUGAUCACAGUGUUAAUGAUGGAGCGGGUCGCCACGAGAUGGAUCUUAACCACCAACCUGCCGAAGUCCUGGAAGAACAAGAGAGCCAGCAGUGGACGUCUGUUUCAGUGGGCGACAGCGACGUUGCCGACGACUCAGACUGCUUUUUUGAACCAAAGCAGCUGUCUCAAAACCUGGACUCAGAAAUCCUGCUCAUUCAAAAUGCCUUGGACAUUUUUGAUAAGUCAGCAGAGACAGCAUAUUCUGAUAGGUUUAUGAGGGAUAAUGGACAAGGUGCAUCGAGUAAGUCAAGGGCUUCUUCGAUUUUUAGCCAAGCUCAGCCAAGUCAACCUAUAGAAGCAAUAAAUCACCCAGAGAGAGGAGUGUCCAUCAGAUUCCUCUCAGAGAAACAACCACAAACUAAAAACAUGUCAGCUUUUAACCCGGACAACAGAUUCUUUCUCUUAAACGACCCGGAGUUUCAUAAAACUAUAGCCAGUCGCCGCAUAAAGGAGAAAUGGUUCAUCUGCCCGUUCUGUGGCAAGAGCUUUGAUCGCGUCAGCCACCUGGAGAUUCACCAGCGAAUUCACACAGGAGAGAAACCAUACACGUGCGAUACAUGUGGCAAGUGUUUUUCUCAGAGGAGUAACCUUCGAACUCACCAGCGGACUCACAAAGAGGCCCUAUCCCAAAAUGCAGGUUGAUCUAAUAGAUUUUGAAUAAUGAGAUAGAAAGAGAAUUAUAUCCAUGGCAUUUAUGUCUAGAUUAUUUUAAUAACACAAAAAGUAAUGUAGCUGACUGGUUUUACUGUGCAUUCUGUUUUUUUAAAGUUGUAUCUUUUACAUAGUUUGGAUUGUAAGAGCUAAAUUUGUUUACUUGUGAACUCUUUGUAAAUCCAACCAGAUAAAUCCAGAGAUUUAUAAAAACAUGUAGGGACAUCCAGCCCCAAGGACAAAGCUGAAUAUUGACUUCUUAAGGUUAUAGAGAAGGACAGGAUUUGUUCCUUUAUAUCUGGCUAAAUGACGUGAGUCAUUGUGAAUCAGAAAGGGUUGGCAAACAAACCUCUGUAUGUAUGUUCACUGUAGACGCUCUGAUAUCCUCUGGAUUACCAUUGUCACAUUCACUGUCUGUUUUUACUACCUAAAUGGGCCAAAAAAAAAAGGAAUUCAGUAAAUUAGGUCA